This is a messenger RNA of Mucor velutinosus, 297 nucleotides long. RefSeq lists its product as uncharacterized. The coding region runs from base 1 to 297 and encodes 98 amino acids. NCBI's taxonomy places the organism in Eukaryota, Fungi, Mucoromycota, Mucoromycetes, Mucorales, Mucoraceae. The record is from RefSeq and is a predicted model, not a curated record. Gene Ontology annotation, cellular component: gamma-secretase complex. The transcript is spliced from 2 exons.
AUGCCCAAACUCGAAAAGAUGAGCGCUGAGGAGCACCUCAGUAUCAGCAAAAAGAUGUUUUACGGCGGAUUUGCGUUUCUACCGCUGCUAUGGCUGGUGAAUUUCAUGUACUUUUUCAGCACCACUCGACAACCGAAUGCUUCCAAAGAGCUGAAAAAGUACGUGUAUCUGUCAUUUGGUGGCUGCGUUGUUUGGUUCAUUUUGCUCACAACAUGGUAUGGUUUGUUUGUUAACAAGCGAGUGUCCUGGGGUGAAGGAGCAGAUCGUAUCACAGUAGUUAUACCCAAAGGCCUUUAA